Gasterosteus aculeatus aculeatus (three-spined stickleback) is the source of this 3655-nucleotide messenger RNA. RefSeq names its product golgi associated, gamma adaptin ear containing, ARF binding protein 3a (gene gga3a). Gene Ontology annotation, cellular component: trans-Golgi network. Lineage: Eukaryota; Metazoa; Chordata; Actinopteri; Perciformes; Gasterosteidae. The record is from RefSeq and is a predicted model, not a curated record. Gene Ontology annotation, molecular function: phosphatidylinositol binding; ubiquitin binding; small GTPase binding. Gene Ontology annotation, biological process: protein localization to cell surface; intracellular protein transport; Golgi to plasma membrane transport.
GACCCCGUGAAAAAACAUGAAGAAUUUCCAACUCCCGUUUGUCCGACAGCAAGUGAAGGGAGCACGAGUCACGCGUUGUUUGUGUCAGAGGGGAAAUAUGGCGGACGAUGGAGAAUCGCUGGAGUCCUGGCUCAACAAAGCCACGAACCCGUCCAACAGACAGGAGGACUGGGAGUAUAUAAUGGGAUUCUGUGACCAAAUCAACAAGGAACUGGAAGGCCCACAAAUUUCCGUUCGGCUGCUGGGUCACAAGAUCCAGUCCCCCCAGGAGUGGGAGGCGAUACAGGCAUUAACGGUUCUCGAGGCUUGUAUGAAGAACUGUGGGCGGCGUUUUCACAAUGAAGUCGGGAAAUUUCGAUUUUUAAAUGAAUUGAUCAAGGUGGUUUCACCCAAAUAUCUCGGGGACAAAGUGUCAGAGGGAGUGAAGACGAAAGUGAUCGAGAUGCUGUACAGCUGGACCGUGUCUCUGCCGGAUGAAGCAAAGGUCGUUGAAGCGUAUCAGAUGCUGAAGUCCCAGGGUAUUGUUUUAACUGACCCAGAAGUUCCCCUUGAUGCUACGUUUAUACCAUCGCCUUCUCCGCAACCCAAGAAUCCCUUGUUUGAUGACGAGAAGAAGAGCAAGAGAUUAGCAGAGCUGCUGAAGAGCAAAAAGCCGGAAGACCUGCAAGAAGCCAAUCGGCUCAUCAAGAACAUGGUGAAGGAGGACGAGGUGAGAACCCUCAAAGAGAAAAAGCAGAGAAGCACCUUAGAGGCGGUGAACAGCAGCGUCAAACUGCUUACAGAGAUGCUCUCUCACUUCAGCCCCGAGGAAUCCACAGACGGAGACAAGGAGCUCAUUAGGGAGCUGUAUGGCGAUUGUGACAAGCUGAGGCAAACUGUGUUUCAGCUGGCCACUGAGACAGAGGAUAAUGACAGCAGCUUGGGAGACAUCCUGCAGGCCAGUGAUGACCUCUCCCAUGUCGUUCAAUCUUAUAAGAAGAUUGUGGAAGAACAGAUCGUCAAUGGCGGGACUGAGGAUGCACAACAAACACAAUUAUCAGUCAGACAAGGUCGCACAAACCGGUCCGAGGUUCUGAUUGACCUGAUGGGUUUGGCCGUCUCCCGGCCCCCAACGUCGCCCCUGUCCCUCCCUGCUGACCUGCUGUGUGGGUCUGCUCCCGGGGGGCCGAGGGCCACCGGCCCCGCUGCUCCCUCUGCUGCGCUCUCCCUGCUGGAUGAGGAGCUGCUCUCUUUAGGCCUCAAUGAGCCCGCUCCUGCUCCAAAUAAAUCUGCACAUGUGAACUUCAACAACGGUUUGCCAUCUUUACAGGAUUCCGGUCACAAUUUAGAUUUUUUUGAAAGCACUUUGCCUUCGGCUUCCGCGUCAGCGAUGUCGUCGCUCUUUCCAGACGCCCUUCCUGUGACGGCAGACCCAAUUCACUCGGCAAAGUCUUCCAUAGCUGCUUCUGCCUCAAGCCUCCCUGGUCCUGUGUCCUCCACGUCUCCGGUCUCUACACUGUCCAUCUCAACAACAUCGGUCGUCUUUCCACAGUCCUUCAGCUCAGCAUUGACCUCCGCGGCUCCUGCUCGGUCAUUCCACAUGGCCUCGCCUCCUCUCUCCGCUUCGUCCGGAGCGUCCCACCCGACUGCUCUGAGUCAUAAUCUGCAGGACCUUGCCAUGCUGGACCUGGGCAGUCCUAAAAUCACACCGGCCGUGGUGGACUUCAGCAGCUUGCUGGUGAAGAGGGACGACCUGCUCGCUCCCGCUGCCCCGUCCUCCAGCGCCGGAGUCGCCUCCACAGUCACCUCGCUGCUCCUCGGGGAGGCGCUGGCCGGGUCCACUCCUCCGCUUGCCAAGAGCCAGGCGGAGGACAGCACUCUGUUACGCUCCCUCUCCCCCAUCCUGCCCCUAAGCCAGGCCAGCCAGGGCACAGGACGAGAGGUGUCCCUGGCCAACGUCUUCGUCCCUUUGGAUGCCAUCAAGCCAAGUAAGGUGUGUCCCGUGACUGCUUACGACAAAAACGGAGUGCGUGUUCUGCUGCAUUUCGCCAGCGACUGUCCAGCGGGCCGCCCCGAUGUGCUGGUGAUGGUGGCGUCCAUGCUCAACACAGCGCCGCGGCCGGUCCGGAACAUCGCUCUGCAGGCUGCUGUGCCCAAGACGAUGAAAGUGAGGCUCCAGGCGCCCACAGCGACGGAGCUGGCUCCUUUUAACCCGAUCCUCCCGCCUGCUGCAAUCACCCAGGUCAUGCUGCUUGCAAAUCCUCUCAAGGAAAAGGUGCGGAUGAGAUACAAACUGAUGUUUACGCUGGGAGAGCAGCCGCACUCGGAAGUUGGGGAGGUGAAUGAGUUUCCGCCUACUGACAGAUGGGGGGCUCUAUAGCCCGGCCUGCCGACUGCAAGACAAUUUCAUUUUGGAAAAGGGCAGUGCUGGAAGACUUGGCGAACUAAUUGAGUGUUUUUCUGCUUGAGGUGGCCCCACUGAAUGCCCCGUACAUCCAACUUAAACGUUACUACAGCGCCACAGGUAGUCAGUGUGGUGCAGGAACACGAUUUUCAUCAUGUCAAAUAUAGUUAAGUUAUUAUUCAUUUAUUAUGUGUAUUAUUGUUAAUAAUGUCAUAUCUAUUUGUUCUUAUUUUGAUGUUCAUAUUUACUCUCAAUGCUAAAAAGUCAGCAAAACAAAAAAAAGAAUGUUGAAGGCGACUGUGAAGCCUGGGUUGUAUGAACAUGUGACCAGGACCUGCACUUCACAUGGUUUGCUGCUGCCUGUGUAUGUGUAACAACGUUUUACGCUUGGACAUCGGAUUGAAGCAUACAAAAGACCAUGUGUUGCUACACAAAAAGGAACCCACAGACCGGCCCGUCAACAAUACUUGUCUUGGGAGUUCUACACUAACUCGUAGCUCAGACGCUUCUUACGCUUUUUAGUAUUUAUUGACAUGAAUGUCUUAUUUAUUUUUGGGAACGAUUUCAGAUCAUUCCAUCUCCUGUGUGGUAUUUCCAUCAAUGGUUGCAUUCCUUCUUCACUGUUGAAGUGUUACCUAAUAUUCAGGAAUGAAUCAACAGGGUGGAUCGUAAGGAAACACGGUUUUCCUUCAUGUCCGGGCUGUGCGCUUUGGAUAGCAUCCUAAUAAAAAUGUGAUUCCCGCCAUGAGGAAACCUUCGCCAGAGACCGAAAGCCCUUUUACUUGGUAGGUGCAACAUGAGCUAUUAAGGCCCCGAAUCGAUUGUGUGCAAUGGCUAAUCCCUGAAGACAGGAAUAUUGUUUGACCGUAAUUAAAUGGAGUGCAUAGCGUUUGCUCCUGCUGCCGUUGUUAGACAGUGAAGCGGAAACUAAGCUAGAAGGGUGGAUGAUUUCCCUGGAGUCCUACCUAAAUGUUUCGCUUUGUGGUGGGGCUCUCCUUAAUCAAUUUAGGAGCAUAGUUCUUUUAGCAAGCCUUGAAGAAAUACUGUAAAUCAUGAUUGAUUGAAAACCUUUGUGAUUACUUCAUAGAAUCAGGAUUACUGUGUGUCAAGAACGAGAACUGUGAUUUCUUUCUUUUCGUCUUUUUAAGGCUACUUGGGCUACAUCUUAUAAAACCUAUUUGUUUUACUUUGUUACAUGAAAGUGUCGUUGCAUAUUUGGAAAAGCUACUCCUCUGCAUGGAAAAAUAAAGGAGGUUGAUUCGUUUUACAAUU